AUGUUCGUCAUGGAGCGCGCACAGCGAUCGGAUAUGCAUGUUGGAAAUCGGAAGCAGAGGAGAGCUGCAAUUGCUCGUUUAACGUGGAAUGCGAGUAGGUGUACUGCAUGCCGCCAAAGCAAAAUCAAGUGCUCUGGCGAUGAACCAUGCGUCAAUUGCCGGCGACGUUCACUCACUUGUCAGUUUUCAGAAGGGAGUAGCAAAAUUCUUGUGUCGGAAGGAUAUCUUCGUGACCUGCAGAAACAGGUCCAGGACUGGCAGCGUGCCGCCUCAGUUAAACGCCCACGCGAGGACCUAUCUCGAUUUGAUGACUACCUCGAUGCAGGGAAUACGGUGGAUGACUUCGGAGCCCCAGCUGGGCUUCUGGGCCCCAGGCCAGAAGAAUCCCCUACAUCCCCUGUAACCGAAUUAUCAUGCAAUAUCUGGACAAGUCCCUUUACACUACCUACACCAGUUAUUAAUAAUACCCAUCAGGAACAACGGAAAUGGAUUUGGCUCGCCCCAUCAUCAGCAUGGUCUCUCACAGCUCGACUGAUUGUAAUGUUGACUGAAAAACCCGACCUGGAUUCUGAUAAGGAUCCUCCGCAGUUCUACUUGGAUGGCGAUGUUUAUCCAUUUGCAUGGCCCCGCGCCACGACUCCUGGCUUACCAGAUACGAGUGGUUUACCCUCUCUUAAUUAUGCUCUUUAUCUUUUUCAAACUGUCCGGUUUCACCUUGGGCGAGCGUACAGAUUCUUUGAUGAGGAAUUGUUCAUCAACAAUAUACAUGACUUUUACAAUAGUGGUUCGGAUGAGAAAGCAGUCGAACCUCGCUUCUGGUUUGUUCAAUUUCUCAUGGUUCUUGCUCUUGGAAAUGCAUUUCUAUCAAGGCCACGCAACCAGAAAGAACCUCCUGGCUCAAAAUACUUUGCACGUGCUAUGAGUGCUAUGCCAAACUAUACGUCUACCGGAAAAGAUAGCUUGUUAGCUAUUGAAGCCUUGGCCCUGGUCGGACUAUACUUGUACGCCAUUGAUCACAGAGAGUCAGCUCAUGUGCACGUUGGUCACGCUAUACGAAUAGCGCAGAUGGAAGGGAUGCACACCCAGCUUCCCGAAGACGUUCUCGGAACGAUCUAUAAAACGGAGAAAACGCAGCUUGGAACAUUUCUAGAGAUAACUCGGAGUAUAUUGGAGACCAUGGCUAGGUACGCAGAAGAGAUCGAAAAGAUGAUCCACGUAAACUUCCAUGGUUCUAUGAACAACGUACCUGAAGAAACUCGUCAUACAAUUCUAUUGUAUCACCAGUGUGUCAUAGUCGCCACAAGGCCGUUGCUUCUAUCUGUCCUCAAAGAAAGGCUGGAGAAGUUAGGCCGCGCGGAAGAGGAUUGGCAGAAAUUUUUGGCACUUCCCAUGUCUCUGAUAUCGAUUGGCAUCAAGUCUGCUGAGAAGACUCUUCAGAUAAUAGGUGAUGGAAAUGGCCUUCUCGAAACGUUUCUACCUUUCGACCUCGAAUUGACGUACGCGGCUGCUUUACACCUAACCAUGGCCAACGCUCUAUUUCCAUCUAGCACAGACGACCGAUCAUAUAGCCAAGCCGCCCACUCAAUACUCGACGAAAUGGUUCUAUGUGGGAACCGAGUAGCAGAAGCUCGAAAAGGGGAGCUUACCCGUAUCGAAGGGCUAUUCCAGGAUCUAGCUAAGAGGGUAGAGCAGGAAGGUCUUCGAAUUCUGACAUUGUCAGAUCCAGGGCUUGCCGAGGUGAUGCCUGUGGAUAUUGCCGACGAAAUUCAUUCGGAAGAAGAAAUCCCUGUGACAGAGCCCGGGAUGACUCUUCGAUCUUCAGCUCGAGACACUCGGCCGUUUUCCGCGUAUUCGUCACCUCCCGCUAAUAUUGAUUCCCUCGAUAGCGUUGCUGAACGAAUACGAGAUGGGAUGUUAAAAUAUAUUUUCAUUACGAAAGAAAGCAUUGGCGAUGGUAUCCAUUGGGUUGCUUUUGCUAGCCAAGUGUUUAAGCUGCAUAAGAGACGAGCUGGUACGUCAAUCAUUCCCUGGAUUGGGUUUAAUAUUCAAACGAACAUUCUCAAAAUGAAGUACUUCACUGUCCUCGCAUUCUCUGCCAUGCUUCCAGCUGUCUUUGCGGCUGUCGCUGCUCCCGCUUCUUCUCUCGAGAAGAAGUCCUGCUCCGCCAGCAGCUGUCUUUGCAAUGGCAUCCAAGGCCAGUUCUGCGGUGACGAAUCUGUCAAUGCCAAAUGCCUGAACACCCAUGUCUACGAAUGCCAGUCUGGCACAGGUUAUGCCUGUGACUACGGCCGCCGGGACUCUUGCGCUAAAUGUGGCUCUCUAUCCUGCUAG
Messenger RNA from Talaromyces rugulosus, 2331 nucleotides. RefSeq lists its product as uncharacterized. Lineage: Eukaryota; Fungi; Ascomycota; Eurotiomycetes; Eurotiales; Trichocomaceae. The transcript has 12 exons. Gene Ontology annotation, molecular function: DNA-binding transcription factor activity, RNA polymerase II-specific; zinc ion binding; sequence-specific DNA binding. Gene Ontology annotation, biological process: positive regulation of transcription by RNA polymerase II; DNA-templated transcription. Gene Ontology annotation, cellular component: nucleus. The coding region runs from base 1 to 2331 and encodes 776 amino acids. The record is from RefSeq and is a predicted model, not a curated record.